AUGUCAUUACUUAGCAGUGAUUCGAUGUGUGGUUUUUUGCUGCGACAGAUUAGGAAAGUUGACUUGUGCAGAGUGUGGGUAGCACGUUGCUCAUCCUCUCAAGUAAUCGCUUCAAGUAAACCUUCAAAAGAUCGACGAAAGGAUGUAGAUGAUGUGAUAUCCCCACAACAACCACAGUCCGAUUUCAGAGUUACCAGUGGAAAGCCUUCUAGUUGGAUUGAUGUAAAUCGAGAAGAAGGAGGUCGACCAGGUACUUUUCGAUCUCGUAACAUUGGUUUGGACCGAUUUUUUGAUACUCAACGUCGGCAUGAGAGACUUACAGCACGUGAUCAAUGGGCUCGAAGAAAUGUUUUAUCGGAUCGUUAUAGAAACUCUGGAGGAUCAUGGAAUAAAGAUGUUGAAAUGCCAAAAGUCGAUUAUAAACAUCUCAAUUUACCACCCAUUCAGAAGAAUCUUUACAAGGAAAAUCCUUCGGUUACAGACAGAAGCGAGAAAGAAAUAGUUGAGUGGUUUACGCAUAAUGAAGUCACGUUAAAGGGAAAUUCUUCUCCUCGCCCCAUUUUCGAAUUCAGUGAGACAGGUUUUCCUCCAGCAAUUAUAGAGAAGCUCAAAAAAGCGUGCUUUGAAAAACCGACUGUAAUACAAUCGAUAUCUUGGCCAGUUGCGUUGACCGGACAUGAUAUGAUUUCGAUUGCUAGAACAGGCUCGGGGAAAACUUUAGCAUAUACUUUACCGGGGAUUGUACAUAUGCAAAAUCAAGAACAGCCGGAAAAAGUCCGAGGUCCAGCAGUGCUUAUCUUAGCACCAACAAGAGAGUUGGUGCAACAGAUAAGCUCAAUGGCGAUGAACUUUCACUCUAAAGUAGCAUGUGCUUAUGGUGGUUCUGGACGGGAUCAGCAAGCUAGAACUAUACGCGAAGGAGUAGACAUUUUGGCUGCAGCUCCAGGUCGUUUAUUGGAUUUCUUGAUUGCUGGUGUUUUGAAUCUAAAUCGGUGCACUUAUUUAGUAUUGGAUGAAGCUGAUCGUAUGUUAGACAUGGGUUUCGAACCACAGAUACGUAGAAUUGUAUCCAUGAUUAGACCGGAUCGACAAACUUUGAUGUUCUCAGCGACAUGGCCAAAGGAAGUGCGUACUCUAGCGAAGGAUUUUCUAAGUGAUCCCGUAUUCGUUAAUGUUGGAUCAUUGAAACUUGCCGCAAACAGUAACAUCAUACAACUGGUCACGGUUGUUGAAGAAAAUGAGAAAGAAGAAAAGCUGUUAGAGUUUUUAAAUAGGACGUCAAGCGAGCAACACUGCAAAACAUUGAUUUUCGUUGGUAUGAAACGCACAGCGGAUUGGUUAACACGACUGAUUCGCAAGAAAGGAUAUCCAGCUUUGAGCUUACAUGGUGAUAAGUCUCAAACAGAACGAAAUUUUGUCAUGAACGAUUUUAAAAAUGGUGAAUGUUCGAUUCUAGUCGCAACAGAUGUUGCUGCUCGCGGUUUGGACGUAAAUGACAUUAAAUAUGUCAUCAAUUUCGACUGUCCGAAAAAUAUUGAAGAUUACAUACACAGAAUUGGAAGAACUGCUCGCCAUGAUAAAACUGGUACUUCAUACACCUUGUGCACACGCAGUGAUGCACCUAUAGUUAACGAACUUGUCAGUGUUUUGAAAGAAGCCAAACAAACGGUUCCAUCAGAUUUACUGGAUCUUGUUAGCAGACAUCCCACAAAGUCAUCGAGAAAAAGAUUCUAA
Messenger RNA from Brugia malayi, 1734 nucleotides. RefSeq lists its product as uncharacterized. Gene Ontology annotation, cellular component: nucleus; ribonucleoprotein complex; cytoplasm. The record is from RefSeq and is a predicted model, not a curated record. Gene Ontology annotation, molecular function: RNA helicase activity; ATP binding; RNA binding. The coding region runs from base 1 to 1734 and encodes 577 amino acids. The transcript has 12 exons. Lineage: Eukaryota; Metazoa; Nematoda; Chromadorea; Rhabditida; Onchocercidae.